AUGGCCUCGAUGUCGACUUUACCCCAGCCUUCGCGGCCAGUCACAAACCCUCCGGGAUCAUUACCAACCCUCUCCAACCCCAAACCCAGAAAGACGAUAUCUUCCGACACACCGCGGGCUGCAUCUCCUUACCAGACAUCAAAACUACGAACGCCCUCCAGCCCCAAACCUUCGCCGAAGUCACCUCUAUCAACUUCCAACUCAACCUCUAACCUGCACGCGGCCCGGUCAGCUUCCAUUGGGCGCAGUCCGAGUAGCCCGGAUAAGUCUUUGCGCCGGACCAUCAGCAUUGCCUCGUUCCCUCAACCACCAAAAGCCAGCAGCCGUCCCUCCACUGCAUCCUCGAUAUCGGGAAUCCAAGGUGCUACUGUCAGUGUGCGACCCCAGAGAAGCUCGCGUCUGAGCACAGGAACCACGAGCAGCUAUCGAAGCUCGAAAACCCCGUCGUUGCUCAGUGGGGGAGGAGAGGGCAAGUUCAUAUCAAGUACGGAUGCACGAGAUCCAGAGGCAUCUCCUCCCCACAGCAGAAGUUCCUCCGCCCAAGGAUCUUGCUCAACGAGUGCGACGACAUUUGAGGAUGCGGAUGAUGGGACAGGUAAAACGGGCUCCAAGCCAAAAGAGAUCAAGGGCAACGUGCUUGUCAGUGUCCGUGUUCGUCCCGACAAUAACACUGGGGGAGAGACCCCCAGAAAUCAUGGCGAAUGGUCUGUCGAUAGCCGCAAAAGCCUCAUCUCCUACCGCGGGAAAGAAGCGGGCGAUUAUUUUUAUGACAAUGUCUUCAGUCCACAAGAAAAUAACGCCAAGGUCUACGAUUCAGCAGCUAAACGCCUUGUCCGGCGUGUCAUGGAGGGCUAUCACGGAACGGUCUUUGCAUAUGGUAUGACGGGGACUGGAAAGACGUUCUCGAUGCAAGGCACAGCGACGUCUCCGGGUGUAAUACCGCUCGCAAUCACCGACAUCUUCUCUUUCAUCAGAGAGACCCCGCAUCGGGAGUUCUUGCUGCGGGUCAGCUAUCUGGAAAUCUAUAAUGAGAAGAUUAACGAUCUGCUUUCCGCUUCUGCUGCCAACGGCCCUGGGGGGACCCAGGAAGAAAUCAAGCUGCGAGAGGAUAGCAAACGAGGAGUAUAUGCAACGCCGCUCAAGGAAGAGAUUGUGCAAAGCCCGACACAGCUCCUGCGUGUCAUUGCCCGCGGUGACCAUGCACGACGCACGAGUAGUACACAAUUCAAUGCGCGCAGCUCUCGAAGUCACGCGGUGGUUCAGAUCGUGGUGGAGAGUCGAGAGCGAGUGCCCUCGCGCAACUCUCAAGAUAAGCGCGCCGGGAUCGCCCCGGGGCGUGCCGCUGACGACAAGGAACGACGGACAGAGGGUGCCCAUAUCAACAAGAGUCUCCUCACUCUGGGCACCAUUAUCUCCCGACUCUCGGAGAAUAAGGACAAACAAGGCAAUCCCACAGACCGCGAUGGGAGGCAUCUGCCUUACCGGGAUAGCAAGUUGACUAGACUCCUACAGCCAGCUCUGUCCGGUGGCUCGCUGGUCAGUAUUCUGUGCACCAUUCAACUCACCAGCGGGAUCAACUCGCACACCGGUGAAACUUUGAACACCAUGAAAUUUGCUGCUCGGGCGAAGAAUAAUAUUGUCAGUCAUGCCAAAAAGGCCGAGGAGGCAUACGGCAGCGGUGGCGGUGAUUCGGGGAGCCGGGUACUGCUCGAACGGUAUCGCAUGGAAAUCCAGGCUCUCCGCGGUCAGCUGGAUUCUCAGGCCAAAUCCCAAGCAGAGAAGGAACUCAAAUGGGAUGAACAGCAAUAUGAAAAGGAAGCCCAGGUCCGACAUGAAGAACAAGUAUUGGAGAUGCAGUUGGCCCGGACCGCGCUUAAAGAGCGUAUCGAGCAUCUCAACCGCCUGAUCUUGAGUUCCAAGUCCACUGGGGUGAACACUCAUAACAGCCUAUCUGCGUUUGGGCGUCUUUCUCGGAUGUCUACCACAGAUUCCGGGACGCGAUCCCUACGUUCUUCCGCCAGCCAAUCUACACUGGGUGCCGGCCAUUCAUCGAUACGACCCAUCUCGUUCAUGUCGGUCAAUAGCAACGAUCCGUCGGUCAUGCCAUAUCCGGGAGGGCCAUUUGGAAACGACUCUGAGGAUGAUCUCGGGGAGUUCGGCGAUGGCAGAGCUAGUUUGCAACGACAGGUUACUGCCUUGCAAGCUGACCUCGGGGACAAAAAUCGAUACAUCUCCACCCUGGAGCGCCGGUUGCUCCAGGCAAGACGAUCCAGUCAUUCACGGAUGUCAGUCGGCGUUAAGCCGACGAAUACGACGAUUGCCGAACAUCCAGAUCUCUCUGCUUUGGUCCGUGAGAAGGAUAUGGAGAUCAAUGAGCUCCGGUUGCAGCUCGAUGACAAGGAUCGCAUGCUUGCUGCUCUCCGAUCUGCAGCCCGGCAUCGAGAUUUGGCUACUGUGACCGGUGACUCCCAAUCCUCAGACCUGAAACCCAAAAGUGGCUCCGCCGCUGGGGAUGCAGACAAUCUGGCUGGGACCGAUGGCUCUGUUGCGCAAUCUGAGAGUCCCGGCAGGCGUCCCUUGUCCGGUAGAAGUGAAAAGGUGGACGAAGGGAAAAACAUGGACGAAGUCUCACGGAUGCUGGAGGAAAUGAUCCAGAGCCGUGCAGAAAGCGGGCACCUGGCUAAGGACAAAAGCCUCGCUACUGAAAGCCGACGAGUGUCCUCAUCGGCGGAAGUGCCGGCCUUAAAUCCCAGCGCUCCCCCGUGGGAUCCAGACCUUCGCUCAUCUUUCCGGGGAUGA
Penicillium bovifimosum is the source of this 2799-nucleotide messenger RNA. Its product is annotated as putative kinesin family protein (KipA). Bases 1 to 2799 code for a protein of 932 amino acids. The transcript is spliced from 3 exons. Gene Ontology annotation, molecular function: microtubule binding; ATP binding; microtubule motor activity. Lineage: Eukaryota; Fungi; Ascomycota; Eurotiomycetes; Eurotiales; Aspergillaceae. Gene Ontology annotation, biological process: microtubule-based movement. The record is from RefSeq and is a predicted model, not a curated record.